Messenger RNA from Myzus persicae (green peach aphid), 2565 nucleotides. Its product is annotated as zinc finger MYM-type protein 1-like. Gene Ontology annotation, molecular function: protein dimerization activity. The transcript has a single exon. Lineage: Eukaryota; Metazoa; Arthropoda; Insecta; Hemiptera; Aphididae. The coding region runs from base 1 to 2565 and encodes 854 amino acids. The record is from RefSeq and is a predicted model, not a curated record.
AUGGCUGGUCGAGAACGAGAUAUGUUUAGAAAGUAUGAAUCGGGUAGUGCUAAAAGACAGAAAAAACGAAAGAAUGAAGAGUUUAUUAAUAAACAACGCGGCUCCAUUAAUAGAUUUAUUUCAUUGAAAAGAGAUGAUUCAGAUGGAGAUAAGUCGCUUAAAAGUGAUAAUAAUGAUGAAGAAAAUAACUUAAAAAGUAAUAAAGAAGGCGAGUCAUCGAAAAAUGAAAAAGAUAAUUUAGAUGCAGAUGAAGAUAAGUUGUUUAAAAGUGAUGAUAAUACUGAAAAAAAUAACUUAAAAAGUGACGAAGAAGGUCAGUUGACUAUUUACAAUUUGGAUGAGUGGAAGGAUCCAGGAAAUUGGCCAAAUAAUAUAAGCCAAGAAGUUAAAUACAAAAUUGUUGAGUUAGGACCUACCCAUUUAAAGAUUUUCGACUUUCCAGCUACAAUUCAAAGCGAUGGAUCUCAGAGAAAAUUUUCUCCAAAAUUAUUUUACCGAAUAUUAGCAAAUAAUGAAAAAGUAGAUCGUGUUUGGCUUGUAUACUCUCCAAUCAAAGAUUGCGUAUUCUGUUUUUGCUGUAAAAUUUUUAUAAAUGAAAAAUGUCACAGUGAUUUGGCAACAGUAGGUAUAAGUGACUGGAGACAUGUGUCGGACAAGUUAAUAUCUCAUGAAAGAUCGCAACACCACGUUCAGUCUGUCAAGUCUUGGUUCGAAUUAAAAACUAGAAUAGAAAUGGAUGAAACAAUCGAUAAAAAACAUCAAGCGUUGAUCGAAAAAGAACAAAAUCAUUGGAGAAAUGUACUUAUUCGAAUUUUAUCAAUAAUUCAAUUUUUAGCUUCAAAUAAUGAUUCAUUUAGAGGUUCUUCGGACGUUUUGUAUACUAAGAGUAAUGGAAAAUUUCUCGGUAUGAUAGAAAUGUUGGCCAAGUUCGAUCCUGUUAUACUGGAACAUGUAAAUCGAAUUAAAAAUAAAGAAACCCAUGUUCAUUAUUUAGGGCAUGAGAUACAAGAUGAACUCAUAAAAAUGAUGGCAGCUGAAGUAAAGAAAAAAAUAAUCGAUUCAAUAAAGACAGCUAAAUAUUUUUCAAUCAUAAUGGAUACAACUCCAGAUAUUAGUCACAUCGAACAACUUACAAUUCUUAUUAGAAUUGUAAAUAUGGAUGAAAAAAAUACGAAAAGUGCUCCAGCGAUAAAAGAAUAUUUUUUAGAUUUCAUUAAUGUAAAAUCAACAACGGGAUUGCAUUUAUCAGAAAUACUUAUUUCACAACUAAAAAUAUAUAAUAUAGAUCUUAAAGACUGUCGAGGUCAAGCCUAUGACAACGGCUCUAACAUGGUCGGACAAUAUAAAGGAGUACAGUCUCGAAUUUCAAACAUAAAUUCUAGGGCUUUUUUUACACCAUGUACUGCUCACAGUCUUAAUCUAGUUCUCUGUGAUGCAGCGAAAAACUCACUAAGGGCCAUCACUUUUUUUGGUAUAUUACGUCGCGUAUAUACUUUAUUCUCAGCUUCUGUUAGUCGCUGGGAUAUAUUAAAAAGUAACUGUAAACAAUUUACAGUAAAACAGUGGUCCGAAACUCGAUGGGAGAGUCGUUUAAAUAGCGUUAAAGCAUUGCGUUUUCAGCUGCCAUUUAUAAUGAAUGCUCUAGAAGAAGUUUCUGAUGACACUAAUGAUUUGGUAGCAAGAAGUGAAGCUCUAUCGUUAUUAAAAGAAAUUUCUAGUUAUGAAUUUAUUUUAAGUCUGAUCAUUUGGUACGACAUUUUAAUGGAAACGAAUAUCGUAAGUAAAAGUCUACAGAACCAUAACAUGGACAUAUGUGUUUCAACCAAAUUGGUUUUUGGUCUUCUUGAAUAUUUAAAAAAUUACAGAGAAAUUGGUUAUGAAUCAGCCAAAAUCAAAUCAAAUGAAUUAGUAAAUUUAGUUGGCACAGAAUCAGUCUUCAAAAAAUGUAGACUUAGAAAAAAAAAGAAAUUAUUUGAUUAUGAAGCUAAUGAUGAAGUUAUUGAAAAUGAAGAAGAACAUUUUAAAAUAACAUAUUUCUUUGUCAUAUUGGACCAGGCUAUUAAAUCAUUGGAUAAACGUUUUAAACAACUGGAAUCAUAUUCAAAUAAUUUUGGUUUUCUAUACCACAUUGGUAAAUUAAAAGAUAUGCAAGACGAUGAACUAAUGAAGUGUUGCAAAGACCUACACUUAGUUCUUUCGGACGAAUCUUCUAAAGAUAUAGAUGGACAGGAUUUAUUUGCGGAAAUUGUGAUUUUUCGAACUUUAGUUGACGAAGAAGUUACACCUCUUCAAGCUUUGGCAGAGUUAAAAAAAAUUGGUGGUUCAUUUCCAAAUAUUACAAUUUCAUUACGAAUAAUGUUGACGAUACCAGUAGCAUCGGCUUGUGCAGAAAGAAGUUUUUCAAAACUCAAAAUAAUUAAGUCGUAUUUAAGAAAUUCAAUUGGACAAGACAAAUUAUCGGACCUUGCAUUGCUUUCAAUUGAACAAGAGAUAUCAAAAUCGAUAAAUUAUGAAGAAGUCAUCAACGCAUUUGCUCAGAGUAAAUCGAGAAAAAAAAUAUUUUAA